GUACGUUACUUGUAUUGGUAAUUGCAUAUGUAUAUCUUUAUGGAUCCCAUUUUCGAAGUAAUCAAGAAGCAGUAUAUGUUUUCCGAAAUGAGAAAUUGAAUCACAUAAUAAAUGGCAAGUCGAUACCGGAUUCUAAGCAAGAAUAUCAUUAUGAUCCCAUGAAGACAGGGCACCAAAAGCUAAGUGGGAACUCAUACUUGAUGAAUCCGUUCCCCCAUUUGAACAAAAAUCAAAUUGGUACUGAAAAUGCAACCAUGGUGAUGUUAGUUAGAAAUAGCGAGUUAGAAGGCGCAUUACAAUCAAUGAGAUCUUUAGAAGAUCGUUUCAAUAGACAUUAUAAAUACCCGUAUGUUUUCUUGAAUGAAGUUCCAUUCAGUGAUGAGUUUAAAGAAAGAACAAGCUUAAUGGCAAGCGGCGAAACCUACUAUGAAUUAAUACCGGAAAAAGACUGGCUUCCUCCACCACAUAUCGACGAAGAUAAAUUGAAUCAAAAUAUAGAAAAAUCUCAAGAUAUCAUCUAUGGCUGGUCCAAAUCCUAUCGUAACAUGUGUCAUUUCAAUUCUGGAUUUUUUUAUAAACAAAAAAUUUUAGAUAAUUAUGAUUAUUACUUUCGUAUUGAACCAGAUGUGGAGUAUAUGUGUGAUUUCCAAUAUGAUCCUUUCACGUUCUUAAGAGAAAAUAAUAAAGAUUACGGGUUUGUAAUCGCUAUUCAUGAAUAUGAAAAUACUAUACCUACUCUUUGGGAAACGGUUAAAAAUUUCACCAAAGAUUAUCCUGACUUAAUCCACCCAAAUAAUUCACUUGAUUUCAUAACGACAAAAGAGGUCGACAUCAACUACGGUUUUAACAUCAGUGAUAACGACUCGGAAUAUAAUCUUUGUCAUUUCUGGUCAAAUUUCGAAAUUGGUAAUUUGAAUUUCUUCAGAAGUGAUGCUUAUAAUACUUAUUUUAAUUAUCUUGAUCAAGCUGGGGGUUUCUUCUAUGAACGUUGGGGGGACGCUCCAGUUCACUCAAUAGGCCUCAAUCUACUAAUGGACAAAAACCGCAUCCAUCAUUUCGAAGAUAUCGGGUAUUAUCACGUUCCUUACCUAGCAUGUCCUACUUCAAUCGAUGUUAAAACUUCAAAAAGAUGUUUUUGCAAAACUAGAGGUCUUGAUCACGAUGUUUUGACAACCCCAAUCGACGCCGAGCCUUUCAGUUGCUUGGCCAGAUGGUGGAGAUAUGGCAGUGGUAAGAAAUUCCUCAAUGAAAUCGACUAUACCUUCAGUCAUUGACCUUUAUCAUUUUUUGCAGUAUAUAUUUAAUAGACGAUCGUGUACCGAC
This is a messenger RNA of Hyphopichia burtonii NRRL Y-1933, 1323 nucleotides long. It is a transcript of the gene KTR2, whose product is annotated as mannosyltransferase. Lineage: Eukaryota; Fungi; Ascomycota; Pichiomycetes; Serinales; Debaryomycetaceae. Gene Ontology annotation, biological process: cell wall mannoprotein biosynthetic process; protein N-linked glycosylation. The transcript has a single exon. Gene Ontology annotation, cellular component: Golgi apparatus; membrane. The coding region runs from base 159 to 1274 and encodes 371 amino acids. Gene Ontology annotation, molecular function: alpha-1,2-mannosyltransferase activity. The record is from RefSeq and is a predicted model, not a curated record.